UAAGGCGUUGUCUUGGUUGAUGACAUCAAAGUUUUCGUUCAUUUUUGUGAUUUCCGCGUUUUCGUUUUUCGUUUGUUUUUGUUUCAUUCGGUAGCAACCGAAUUUAGUCAUUUUUCAUUUUGGUAAUGGACAAAUCAAAGUUAAUCGCCAUUUUCUUUAUUCUGUUAUCAUUGAUUGAAAUUGUUUUGACAACUAGAAAAGUAAAAGAUUUGAUAGUUGUAUCGGUUUCAACACAUAUAACCGAUGGUUUUGAACGUUUUAAUCGUUCAUUAAAGAUUUAUGGCUUAAAAUCUGAAAUUCUUGGCUUAAAUCAACCAUGGAAAGGUGGUGAUGUUGCUAGACAAAGUGGUGGUGGACAAAAAAUUCGUUUAUUGCGUCAAUAUUUAGAAUCAAUACGAAAUGAACAUGAUAACCGGCUUAUACUGUUUACCGAUAGUUAUGAUGUCAUCGUAAAUGGUAACAGCGAUGAAAUCGUUAAAAAAUUUCAAACAUUCAAUGCAAAUGUUGUAUUUUCAUCGGAAAAAUAUUGUUGGCCUGAUGUAUCAUUGGCGGCAUCAUAUCCCAAAUCGGAUGGUAAACGUUAUCUAAAUUCAGGUGGUUUUAUUGGUUUUGCCACAGAACUUUAUAAAAUUGUUAAUCUUGCCCAGGAUUUAAAUGAUGAUGAUGAUGAUCAAUUAUUUUAUACAAAAAUUUAUCUGGAACAAAAAUAUCGUAAACAUUUUGGUAUUCGUUUAGAUUUGAAUUCCAAUUUAUUUCAAAAUCUUAAUGGUGAAAUUGGUGAUGUUGAAAUACGAUUUAGUCCUCAACAACAAGGAACAAAUAAAAAUGUUGCCGAAACAUUUCUUUAUAAUAAAAAAACACAAACAUUUCCAUUGAUUAUACAUGGAAAUGGUGCAAGUAAAAUUCCAUUAAAUUCAUUGGGAAAUUAUCUGGCCCGGUCAUGGCAUCCAUCUAUUGGUUGUCAAUCAUGUAAUGAAUCACGUAUUCAAUUAGAAUCGAUCGAUUUUCUCUAUUUUUUUUACAGAUCAAGAGGAAUAUGGAAUGUACCAUUCAUAUCAUCAUGUUAUCUAAUAAAAUCAUCAACCAUUUUAAAUCAGGAAAAUUUUCAAACAAAAAAUCAACAAUGGAAAUUUCCAUUAUCAUAUCGAAAUCAUCAACAACCACAACAUAAAAACGAUGAUAUUGAUGGUAAUGGUAAUGGUGGUGAAUCAUUAGAUCCAGAAAUGUAUUUUUGUCAUAUUCUUCGUUUGAAUGGUAUAUUUAUGUUCGUAACGAAUGAAAAUGAUUAUGGUCAUUUAGCACAAAUGGAUACUAUUGAUUUUCAAUUGAAACAUUCGGAAUUUUAUGAAAUUUAUACGAAUGAAAUUGAAUGGCGUAAACGUUAUAUACAUGAAAAUUAUACAAAAAAUUUAUUAGAUGAUAAUAUUAUUGAACAACCAUGUCAUGAUGUUUAUUGGUUUCCAAUUGUAACACCUGUGUUUUGUCAACAUUUGAUUGGUUUUUCAAUUAUUGAUUCAUUGGAUGAAUCAAUAAAUCCAUGUGAUGAUUUUUAUCAUUAUGCAUGUGGUGGUUGGAUUCGAAAAAAUCCAUUACCCGAUAGUCAUGCAUCAUGGGGAACGUUUGGUAAAUUAACACAAGAUAAUCAACUUAUAUUGAAAAAUGUUUUCGAAGAUAAAAAACGUAAAUUUAGUGAUGCUGAACGUAAAGCAAAAAUCUAUUAUGAUUCAUGUAUGGAUCGUAAUAAAAUUAUUGAAAAAUUAAAAGCCAAACCGAUGCAAGAAUUUAUUGAUCUGAUUGGUGGUUGGAAUAUAAGCGGUGGUUUUGAUGUACAAGCAUGGAGUUUACAAAGUAAACUAACAUUAAUGCAUAAUCGUUAUAAUCGUGGUGGUCUUUUUGAAUGGUCAGUUAGUGCUGAUGAAAAAGAUUCAACAAAAAAUGUUUUAAAUUUACAACAAGGAAGUUUUAUAAUGUCAAGAGAUUAUUAUCUAAAUAAAACUGAUAAUGAUGAAAUAAUUGUUGCAUAUUUGGAUUUUAUGACUAAAGUUGGUGUAUUGCUUGGUGGUGGUGAUGAAUCUUCGACUCGGAUGCAAAUGAAAAAAGUAUUAGAAUUUGAACGAAAAAUUUCGAAAAUCUUAAUACCACCGGAAGAUUUACGUGAUGAUCAAAAAACUUAUCAUAAAAUGAAAUUAUCGGAAUUGAAUAAAUUAGCACCAUUCAUUGAUUGGAUUGGAUAUUUUCGUGAAGCAUUUGCACCGAUUAAACGUGAAAUUAAUGAAAAUGAAUCCAUUGUUGUUUAUUCACCGGAAUUUUUUUCAAAUUUAUCCAAAUUAAUUGAACAACAUUUAAGUGAUAAUGAUAAUAAAACAAUAUUAGUGAAUACAAUAGUAUGGUCAGUAGUACAACCAAUGGUUACAUAUCUAUCGAAACCAUUUCGUGAUGCAGCCAAAACAUUUACGCAGGUAUUAAUCGGUUCGGAAGGUAGUUCAAGUCAAUGGCGUUAUUGUAUUAGUGAUACAAGUUCGGUACUUGGUUUUGCUGUCGGAUCAAUAUUUGUUCAUUCGGCAUUUCGUGGUGAAUCAAAAAAUGAAAGUAAAAUUAUGAUCAAACAAAUUAAAGAUGCAUUCAAAGAACAUUUAGAUAAUUUAACAUGGAUGGAUCGGCAAACAUUAGAGCUGGCAAUGGAAAAAGCUGAUGCCAUAACCGAUAUGAUUGGUUUUCCGGAUUUUAUUCUGAAUGAAAAAAAAUUAAAUAAACGUUAUAAGGAUGUAAGUGUUAAUUUUUAUUUAAAAAAAAGAAAUUAUAAUUACAAGGAAACUAACAAAAAUUACAAAAUUUUUACUUUUCCAAACCUCCAAUCAAUUUUAACCCAGUUAAUAGUAAAAGAUGAUCAAUAUUUUAAAAAUAGUAUUAAUGCAAAUAUUUUUCUCCUGAAUGAAUAUAUUAAAAAAAUUGAUAAACCGACAAACAAAAGUGAAUGGGAUAUGGCACCACCGGUUGUUAAUGCCUAUUAUGCUCCAACUAAAAAUCAGAUUGCUUUUCCAGCCGGUAUUCUUCAGCCACCAUUUUAUGAUGUAAAUCGACCAAAAGCGCUCAAUUUCGGUGCAAUGGGUGUUGUUAUGGGACAUGAACUGACACAUGCAUUCGAUGAUCAAGGAAGAGAAUAUGAUAAAAAAGGUAAUCUACAUGAAUGGUGGCAACAUGGUACAAUAUUAAAAUUUAAAGAAAGAAUGAAAUGUUUUCAAGAACAAUAUUCAAAAUAUCAAAUUGGUACCGAUCAUGUUAAUGGUAAACAAACAUUGGGUGAAAAUGUAGCCGAUAAUGGUGGUCUUACAUCGGCUUUUCAUGCAUUUACAAAAUGGUCAAAAGAAAGUGGUGAAAAUAUCCUAUUACCUGGAUUGAAUUUUACACAAAAUCAAUUAUUUUUUAUUGGUUUUGCACAGGUAUGGUGUUCAGUGAAUACACCUGAAGCAUUAAAAAUUCAAAUCCGAAAUGAUCCACAUACACCAUCACAAUAUCGUGUUAUUGGUACAUUAUCAAAUUCACCACAAUUUUCUGAUGCAUUCAAUUGUCCAAAAGGAUCAUCAAUGAAUCCUGAACAAAAAUGUAAUAUUUGGUGAAAUUAAACAAACCAAAAUUCACCAAGUUCAUUUUUGUUGUUGUUGCCAAAAAAAUUCUUUUUUCCUCCCAAUUUAAUGAUGCAAACGAAAAAUCCUUUCGCUCCUUUGGUCAC
Dermatophagoides pteronyssinus (European house dust mite) is the source of this 3730-nucleotide messenger RNA. RefSeq names its product M13 family metallopeptidase neprilysin 3 (gene Nep3). Gene Ontology annotation, cellular component: plasma membrane. Lineage: Eukaryota; Metazoa; Arthropoda; Arachnida; Sarcoptiformes; Pyroglyphidae. Gene Ontology annotation, molecular function: metalloendopeptidase activity. The record is from RefSeq and is a predicted model, not a curated record. Gene Ontology annotation, biological process: protein processing.